Aquila chrysaetos chrysaetos is the source of this 4177-nucleotide messenger RNA. RefSeq lists its product as uncharacterized. The transcript has 2 exons. Bases 1669 to 2295 code for a protein of 208 amino acids. The record is from RefSeq and is a predicted model, not a curated record. Lineage: Eukaryota; Metazoa; Chordata; Aves; Accipitriformes; Accipitridae.
AAACAAUAAACGUUUACAACCUCAUAAACUGUGCACACAAGCUUUAUACAGAACAUGAGAAAUAAUUCCUUGCCUACCUAGUAGAGGGAAACUUCUUGUUCCUGUUUCUCUUGUACUUGGCGAUGACUGCUGUUGAGAGAAAACUGUGUAAUGGGACACUAAAUCCUAGCAGGUUUAAGUCCUAGCUCGCAUCUAAAAAUAGCAGUUCUAGUAGAAUCACAAAGAAUGAGGCCAUAUGUACCUGGGCAGCAUUCAUGCCUGUAGUAUCUGCUCUAUGAAAUUUAUUUAGACACAUUUUCAUCACACAACUCUGUAGUGCCUGAGAGUUAAUACUUGCUGGUUUCCUGGCCAGCCUUAUCACAGUGUGUAAUGUAGAGUGGGGAGGAUCCUUACAUUAGACUAGUGUAUCGUUUUCACGAGUUCUUUAAGGUUUGUUGAACAAGAAGGUGGUAAAAAAUGAAUUUAAAGCUUCCUAAAGUGCAAGCCUCAAAGUUUCUUAGUACAUCCCUCAAGAAUACUGGGUAGUUUUAAGGGAGGUUUCAGGCAGCUGCAGGUUAGCAUGGUUACUGCUGAUGUCACAGUCCCAAAAUGAUCUGUCAGUACCCUGGAUGGGUAAUACCACUGAUUCCGUGUAGUUGUUCCGUCAUUUGGAAAGCAUCCCUAGUUGGUGAGGCAGGUGAGUUGUUGCCCUAACCUUCCUUUGGUCCCACUCCAGCGCAGGUCCCUCCUUCCCUGUGAGCGAGAGCUUCCCUCUCCCUGCCCGGCCCUGCUGCUUGCCUGCCUGCAGCAGGGAGCCCUCAGCUGGGACUGGGCUUGUCUCCCAUCUCCUGUGGUGGGCAGGUAUUUCAUAACUAAUCCUCUUCCUUCUGAAGGAGGUGGAGUAGUUGUGUAUUAGGAGUGCAUUAUUGGGUAAAUUAAGACUUUAUUUUGAAUGGCAAUUCAAACAAAAACUGUUUCGACCUGGCUACUCAGCGCUGGUAUAGAAAUUAUUUCACUGAACUUGGUUCAAGAACUACACCUGCUGCUACUGGUGUCUCCAGCAGUAGGAGAGCACUUGCACUGGAAAGUGCUUUUUUUUCUAAUCUGUGGAGAGAAACUGCAGCUUAUGGCAUCCUGGGUCAAGUCAAGGAGAGCUUUAGUCUUCUGCAAGUACUGACAGGUUGUACACAUAGGAUUCAAAGAAGGAUGUGGUGGAAUACAAAUUGAAUUUCCUGUUUGGGGCAUUACCAGAGGAAGGAGGAGGAAAUGUAGUGGGCAAAUUGGACUGUAACAGCAGGUUGGUAGGACUUGGUCCCUAUCAUGUGGCUGGAUUCUGCUGAUGAGAAGGUAAUAAGCACUCUUGAGUUUGAGGUAAGCAGCCCAGAAAUAAUGAUCCCUUUUCUCUCAUCUUCUACUGUACCAGAGUGGUAAGGUACAAAGCCUGUUCUGGGAGGUCCAACAUCAAAUAGCAUAUGGCUACAAUUUUUGAGUCUUUGUGUCAAAACUCUGCUACUUCCUUUCACGUUCAUUUGGUCCCACCAAAACCAGUGUGUUUGCUUCUACCUGGUGGCUGCUCAGAGCAGCAGGUGUAGCCUGUUCCAAGGCCUGUGGGGUGCAAGUGUCUUUGCUACAGCAAACCCCUUCCACUCCUUUCCCCAGGCGUGCAGUAAACUGACGUGGGAGGAAGCUAUGGCAUCAGAGGAGCUUGCUGUCCGCUCCUUCGUGGACCAAACCACCUGGGAGCUCCUCAACCUGCUGGACAUGGUGGGGAGGCGAAACGGACGGGUGCUGGUGAUGGAGGUGGACAAUGGCAAUGUGAGAGCUCCCUCGGUGCUGUUGGAUUUUGCCCAGGACCUGUGUGGCACAGCUGACGUCAGGGCUAAACUACAGCAGGCGGAGAGGAUGGAAGAGGAGGAGGAGGUUCGGCCACAUCUGGUUUUUAUGCUGUGGCAAGCCACUGUGUUGAAGCAGCUCAUGCGGUGGGAGCACCUGGAUGAGGCCCUCUGGGAUGUGAGGAGCCUCCUCCCCUGCCUGCCAGAUGUGCUGGUGCUUGUGAUGAUCCAUCCAGGCCCCCAGGAGCAGCUGGACCAGGCCGUGGAAGCGCUGAGGAGGCUGCAGUGUCUGCUGGAUGGGGCCUGGCAACUGGUGGUAGAGGCAGCGGUCUACAACCCCGGCCAGCCUGGUGGUAUCCUCGAGGCAAAGAGAGCUGCGUGUAGAGCACUGAGAGAAGCCUUAAACUGCCAUGAAGUUGGCUGGUGGUGGCUUUUGCUUCUUGCCCCAAAACACACGUGGCUGUGGAAUUGCUGCUCAGUGUAAGAACUGCAGACCUGACUCCACUGCUGGGGCUUUCCGUGAUUAUGUUAACACCUCCACGGUCUCACUGAUGCUGCAUUCUUCACUGGAGGGAUGUACCAACUUUUUGGGGUGAGCUAUAGGCCAAAGCUUUGACCAGGAUGAUGCCUGCUGUUCUAUUAUGUGCGUUUCCUCCCCUGCAAGUCGACUCCCAGGGUCGAUUUAUUGUUUUGCUCCCAAAGUUCAGUUACUGCUGUGCCCUACCUGAACAUAUGCCACACAAGGUAUCAAAGAUGGCUGGAGAAUGAAUUUCCUCGGGCAGCAGAAUCUGGCAGGUUGGUUUUAGUGCUGUUCACCUGGAUGUCUCUUUGUAGAAAUACUCCCCUCCUGGUGCCUUGCUUGUCUGCCCAGUCCUUCUGCAUGGACAUGAUUCAGUAUGUGGCUGCUGCCAGAAGGGGACACUGUGCCCUCAGCAUCAUGCUGACCUUGCUACAAAGCUCAGAUUUCUUUGCUGCAUUGGCUGAACAAUCUACCCCAGGAAACUUCUAUCAAAAAUCACUGAGUUUCUGCUUUGCAUGAAAUGCCUUGCUCGAAUAUCAAAAUGUCCCUGAGAAACCUGCUGGGCUGUCCCCAAGAAACCAGCUGUUAACAGAGAGGGAGUCAGGGCAGGCCAGCAGCCUCUGGAUUUUAAACUAUCCCAAAACAGAUAGUGAAAGAAACUCCGAGGUAAGAGCUAAGACCACAUUUUCCCAGGAGAGCCUGGAUGCAGGGCUCUUUGGUAUGUAGCUCCCAUCAGCACAAAGCUCCUGAAAUUCCCCAGGGUUCUUUGUAGUCACAGGAUGGUGGGAGAGCAAAGUUUGCUGCCCCCUUCUUGCUUAUCGAACAAGAUGCUGCAAACAAGACAAAGGUCCACCUCCUGUUGCACUGCUAUUUGCCAUUAGUGUGUUGGCCUUUCCCAAGAUACUGUCCUUACACCAGAACAGUUGAAGGGUCUGGGAUGAGCUGUCUAAACUUGUUACACUGAUCCGUGGGAUCCUUCCCACCUACCCUGAUGGAAGGACCUGUGGAUGGUUUAUGUGCACAGCAUGCUCUGUGAGUCACUAUUUCACAGAUGGCCACUCCAGGCGUGCCUGGUAGCUCAGUGUGGUGUGUUUGGGCAUGUGACACUUUGCUGUCAUUCGUGCUGUGUUUUCAUGCUUGCUGCCUGAGCAGGCCUUCAGUAUGAUGGGUGAAAGAAGCUUGCUGUAUCUUGACCCAAACUCCACUGAGAUCUGUAGAUCAGGGUCGAAGUGCUGGCUUACGGAGGUCUCAGCACAGCUCUUGUGGGAGGACUGAGGGCGGUGUGGGCUGAACCCACAGCGUGUAUGGGGCUGAGAAUCAGCUGGAGCGAGGACGGUCCUCGUCUAGGCACAAAUGCAGACUGACACUGCUGAGCCCUUCUGUAACAGGAAAUCAAUCAGCAUCCUCUUCAAACUAGAGGCACUACAAGUAAAACAGUACAUUUGUGUUCGCUUCUCAUUCCUGGGUAAAAAAAAAAUAUUUGUGCAGAUGAAAACCCAACAUUUAGCCAACUGUCAAUUAAAGGAGCUGUUGCAGGCAGCUGACCUUACACCCAUAAAAGUGGGUACCAGUAGACAUCCAGCAGGUUGAAUUACUGGGAUGGGUUAUUUUGGAUGGGAGAAACCGUGGGAGCAGUAGAUUAUUUUUGUUUUGAAGGCCAAUGGCCCAUGUAAUAGCUGAACUCAUUUCCCAUCCUCUCUGGGCAUGGCAAGGCACUAUGGUUAGCUCCACAUUUUCGCAUUGGGAGUUUAAAUGUAUUUCUUCUCUGGUUUUUUUACAGAUCUUGUAUCCGCCUAAGAUCUUAUCAAUCUCCAAAAGAAGUAUUAAAAACCUGGUAUUUAUUUGA